CGCCAUGUUGUUCGUAUCUUCCGCUUGCCAAAGCCCAAAGCUCGCGAGAAGAGGGGCAGAACAAAUAAGAUUAAUAUUCGUGGCUAAUACGAAAUAGCCUUUUUUUUUGGAAACAAAUCAAUUAUAGUGCUUUUCAUUUGUUAAAAAAUCAAACUAUUCGCAAUGUCCGAUGCUACUACCGAUCAUGUGGAUGCUGUAGAGGAUGAAUUGGAAGUUGAGUCAAAUUAUAAACCUCCUCCUGAAAAAACGAUUGAACAAAUUUUAGAAGCAGAUAAGGAAGAUGAAAGUUUGAGAAAAUAUAAAGAAACGCUGUUAGGAGAGGCAAAAGCUGGUGGGGUAAUUGUGGAUCCCAACGAUCCUAGAAAAGUAAUAGUUAAGAAAUUAGCACUUUGCGUAGCAGACCGUCCUGAUAUGGAAUUGGAUUUGUCUGGUGACUUAUCACAAUUAAAGAAACAAACUUUUGUUAUCAAAGAAGGAGUUAGUUACAGAAUUAGAAUCGAUUUUAUUGUACAACGUGAAAUUGUACAUGGAUUAAAGUAUGUGCAAAAAACUUAUCGCCUAGGUGUACCAGUGGAUAAAAUGACACACAUGGUUGGAUCAUAUCCUCCAAAAACUGAAAUACAAUCCUAUACCACUCCUGCCGAAGAUGCACCUGCAGGAGUUAUGGCACGAGGUUCGUACAGUGUUAGUUCUUUAUUCACUGACGAUGAUAAACACGAACACCUGAAAUGGGAAUGGUCUUUCGAAAUUAAGAAAGAUUGGAAGGAAUAAAUCUACCUUGUCAUUCCAUUAAAGAACAAAAGAAAAAACACGAGAGAACGAUUUUUAACUUUACAAUCAUUCGCAAUUAUAAAUAUAAGAAUAAUGGAUACCACCGUAGAUAUAUACUUUGAUGAGUUUCGAAUGAUCUUGAGUUGUGGUCCAUGGUACCAUAAGAAUUAAUUAUACAUACUAAGUAAUAAGAAAAGAGAGUGACAUAUAUUGGUAUUUAUUUAGCAUUCACUUCCCAUUGUAAUCAGCUAUUCACAAAUGUUUGACUCACAAAGUAGAUGUCAUUGUGUUUGUGAUGAAUGGUCAGUAGAAAAAUAUACCGCAUUGUAAAUUAAAAUUAUUCUACAAGUGUCAAACACAAAAGUAUUUAAAAAUGGAAAGUAUUAUAUAAUUUGUGAAUGAAUAAUUUAAAUAAUAUACAACAAUGGUCUGGUGAUAUUUAUCUAUUGAAAACAAAGGAGAGAUAAAAACAACAUUGUAAGGAUUUUGGAUAGCGCGAUUUUUAGGGUGUUUAUGUGUACACAUACUUAAUAUUUGGAUUUAACAUUGCAUAAAAAUGGGAUUUAUACUUUUACUAUUCGAAAAGCUUUCCCAAAUUUUUAUUUAUGAGGUAUCUCUAGUUAAAAUUACACGUGAAAUGAAAAAAAAAAGAAAGAAAAGAAAAAUAAAAUCGGGCAUAAGUCGAUAUAUAUAAAUUCGAUAUUAGUGAACUUUGUUUAUCGAAGAGAUUAUAUAGCUCUGUGUCUGAGUGAUCAUUUGAAAGAAUACAGAUAUAAUUAUCUGAUUGUAGUAUGUGUAUAUUUAUAAAAAUUAUACAUCAUGAGUGCAUCAUAGUUAAAUAUGAUAAAACGUACUGGAACGUAUUGGAAUUAUAAACCUUCUGUUUGUGAGCUUCCAUGGAAAAUUAUAAUCUUUAUUAUAAGCCUGCUAAAUUGGAGUUGCUUUUGGGUGGUUCAUUUAUAUGUUGUUUAUUUAUACAAAAGAAUAUUAGAAUGUUGACAUCACAAGGGAAAGCGCACAUUACAGACAUUAAUAAUUGUAAAAAUGAUUAUAUCCAAUGGAUCAUUCAGUACAGACUGUGCAGCAUUUUAAAUAACGUCAUUGUAUAUGCUAAGAUUAUCCGUAACCUAUGUAACAUAAUUAUCAACAAUGUAGAAUAGACCUUUUAUACCUCAAAACAAAAUCAUAGUAGCCAAUGCUGCAAUAGAUAAAAAGUUAUGGACGUUCAAAAUCUAAAAGGCGUUUCCAGAGAUAUGCGAUUGAAAAGAAACCCCUGUUAUAACGAAUAUCUUGUUAAAUAUUAUUUCAAUAAUAUAUUUUCCAUGUAAAAAUGCCAUCGUACGAUCUAUUUGCACAUUAUUACUUUCUGCCGUACUAAAAUAAUUUUCUAACGUAUUGUGUUACGAUAUGUCGCAAGAUUUGAAAAUUAUGAGUGCAGAGUCGAGUAGCUUAUUGUCUCUCAUGUGUAUUAUGUGUAUUUAUUUGUAUUACGCGGUGCAGUAUAUAUUGUAAUCGUUAAUAUAGUUGCUGUAUAUUAAAUAUACAUUUUAUACCUUUUUCUUCCAGA
Vespula vulgaris is the source of this 2338-nucleotide messenger RNA. RefSeq names its product rho GDP-dissociation inhibitor 2 (gene RhoGDI). The record is from RefSeq and is a predicted model, not a curated record. Gene Ontology annotation, molecular function: Rho GDP-dissociation inhibitor activity; protein binding. The transcript has 4 exons. Lineage: Eukaryota; Metazoa; Arthropoda; Insecta; Hymenoptera; Vespidae. Bases 163 to 771 code for a protein of 202 amino acids. Gene Ontology annotation, biological process: Rho protein signal transduction. Gene Ontology annotation, cellular component: cytosol; membrane; cytoplasm.